This is a messenger RNA of Prunus avium (sweet cherry), 1610 nucleotides long. RefSeq names its product nuclear matrix protein (gene AUG7). Gene Ontology annotation, cellular component: HAUS complex. Gene Ontology annotation, molecular function: microtubule minus-end binding. Gene Ontology annotation, biological process: spindle assembly; microtubule organizing center organization. The record is from RefSeq and is a predicted model, not a curated record. Lineage: Eukaryota; Viridiplantae; Streptophyta; Magnoliopsida; Rosales; Rosaceae.
CUCGCAGAGUCGCAGCCCAUUUGCAGACUCGCAAAAUCUCUUCCGGUUCAGAAGUGUCCAGAUCUGGCUCGCCUGGCCACGCCUUGCAACGCUCCUUAAGCCUUCCGCGCGCUAAACGUGCAACUCGCGAAACAGCUGAUCGCCUCGGGCGAUUUCCUGCCGCCUCGCUCCGAUGCGCUCGCCGACGCGCGCGAAGGCAUGCUUUUAAAAACACUGCUUUGGACAAAGAAAAAGAUUACAAUUUUCAGUUCCAUUUGUCGAUUACUUCAUCACCCCAACUAAAACCCCAAAAUUAACCCACCAUCCCAUUCACCAAAAGCAGUGUUGGGAAUUUGUGAUGAUUUUGGAUCUCAGCUGAAGUGUUUGGUUUAGUGUUUGAGUUAGAAAUGGCAGCUAGACAAAUGGAAGAGAUACAGAGGAAGCUGGCGAUGCUGAAUUACUCGAGAGCCAAUGCGCCUGCUCAGUCUCUCCUCUUCGCCGGCAUGGAACGCUAUGCUCUUCUCGAAUGGCUGUUCUUCCGCUUGUUGGGGGACAAGUCACCCUUUUCUCAACAGAGUCUUCAAGGGGACGCCAUGGAUCGUGACGAAGAGACUGCUCGCAUCCAAUAUUUGGCAGAGAUUGCAAAGUUUUUGGGUAUUACUACUACUUCAGACACAGAAGCCAUCCAAGGACGAGGAAGCUAUGAAGAUCGCACUGAAAUGCUUCGUCUUAUUGUAGAUCUUGUGGAGGCAAGCGUUUAUGCUGAUAAUCAAGAAUGGAGUAUUGAUGAGCAGGUAGCGAAGGACAUACAACUGAUUGAUUCCAUUGCUGAGAGACAAGCUCAAAUAUUCUCCGAGGAGUGCAAAUUAUUCCCUGCUGAUGUUCAAAUUCAGUCCAUAUAUCCAUUGCCUGAUGUUUCUGAAUUGGAAAAAAAGCUUUCAGAACAAUCAAAGAUACUCUUAAGUCUUCAACAGAAGGUUGACGAUUUGGCAUCAAAGCAUGCAUACAACCCAGAUGAGGAUUAUGCAGAGGUGGAGUCCAGAUUGCGUGCACAUUUGGAAUCUUUCCUAGAAACUGCAAGAUCAUUCAAUACGAUUUACACUAAGGAAAUACGUCCCUGGACACACAUGAUGGAGGUACCCCAGCUCCAUGGGUUUGGGCCAGCUGCCAAUCGCUUGUUAGAGGCAUACAAGAUGCUUUUAAAGUUCCUAGGGAACUUGAGGAAUCUUAGAGACUCCCACGCAGCUCUUGCUGUCGGAUCAUCUGACUCAGUUGCAGGUGAGCCCUCAUCUGUCACGAGAAUAAUCUCUGAAUGUGAAUCUGCAUUGACAUUCUUAAAUCGUGACCUUGGAAUUCUCUCGGCUUCCAUUGCUCGCGAGCAAGGUGGGGAGGUGAAUUUAUAACAAUUAUUAUAGUCAUUGGGAGGAGGGCCAUGAAUUCAGUCUCUUCCUCAUCUUCUGGGAAUGCAGAUGCAUGUUAUGAAAAUGUAGUUUAUUUGUGUUGCAUGAAAGCGAACUAAAUGUAAUAUCGAUUAUGAGUUCAUAUUGUCAACCAUGAUAGUCUUGUGUGCGUUGAUCUCUCACCAUGUUCAUUAGACUAAGAGUGGAAUUUAUGGGAAGAAGAAAAUCAAA